This is a messenger RNA of Penicillium riverlandense, 1212 nucleotides long. RefSeq lists its product as uncharacterized. The transcript has a single exon. Lineage: Eukaryota; Fungi; Ascomycota; Eurotiomycetes; Eurotiales; Aspergillaceae. The coding region runs from base 1 to 1212 and encodes 403 amino acids. The record is from RefSeq and is a predicted model, not a curated record.
AUGGGCGUAAAUUAUUUCCUCACAGAUUUUGUCUGCGGUGGCCGUUCUCCAUCACGCGGGUACCUAAACUAUAUCCCGACUGUCUAUAGCGCCGAUGCUGAGCACCAGACACUCAGCACUAGUAUGGCGGCUGUCGGCCUCGUGGCGUUGGCAACUCACCAACCCGAACUCGUUGACCGCGCGCGUGCCAAAUACUCAGAGGCGAUCCGUCACGUGAAUAAUGCAUUGGCAUCGCCUGUUGAGGCUUUCAAGGAUAGCACCUUAAUGUCCGUGAUCUCGUUAGGGGUCUUCGAGCACGUCUCAAACUACGAGUCGUGGGUCCGUCACGUCAAGGGCGCCGCAGCAUUAGUGGUUGCUCGGGGCAAAGCUCAGUUUACUAGCCCGGCUGCAAUCCUCAUGUUCAACCAAGUACGCGCAGAUAUGUCGAUCGCGUGCGUUCAGGGUAUUCAGCCGUUUCCAGAGGAUAUGCGUGAGCUACAGGAAGAGGCAAGCAAGCACAUAGACACCUCCAGUGCGUUCUGGCUCCUCGGGGUGCUAGCCACGCGAUGUGCAACUCUUUUUGCCGAUGUCGCCAAGAAUAAUCAGGAUAUCCCUGAAUCUGCAUUUACACCAUGGUCACACUUCCUAAGAGAGGCGACUGCGCUUCAGGAUGACUUUCAAGACGUGAUUGCACUUCUCUCUACACAAGAACCGUAUACAACCACACUGGAAUCUAGUGGAGACAGAGAUCCCAUGAUUUACAACGGCCGAUAUGACCUCUACGAGACAUUUUGGGCAAUAAGACUUUGGAACAACUCGCGAAUCCUUGAAAUUAUUGUUUGCGAGAUUGUAUGCUGGCUCAUAAACAAAAUCCUUUCCACGGAAUUGGCACAGCCAGCCCAGGAUCGUCUAAACCUUAUAUUAAAGCUACAAGAGACCCUACAGAUCAUAUCAAAGCGAGGACAGGAUAUACUAGCCAGUGUCCCGCAGGGCUUAGGGUAUAUAUCGAUAUCCAAAAGCCAAAACUCUGUCGAUGGCUCCCCCCAGGCCAGUGUGUCUGGUGGGUAUAUGCUGACCUGGUGUCUCUACACGGUCGGCAAAUCUCCUGUCGUAAAUCAUGAAACACGGGAAUGGAUCAUCAAACAGCUCCAAGGUAUCAGCAAGAGCGCAGGUGUCGCAAUGGCGCUGCAACUUUCUCAGGAUAUAGUUAAAAUCGAUCGGAUGGCCAAUUAA